This is a messenger RNA of Symbiodinium natans, 1104 nucleotides long. The record is from the annotation of a GenBank genome assembly. NCBI's taxonomy places the organism in Eukaryota, Dinophyceae, Suessiales, Symbiodiniaceae.
AUGCAGACCACCGGUCAGCAGAUCAACCCAGGAUGGCUCGGACCACCUGCCUGUCAGGGCUACAGUGCGCGGUGGGUGCAGGAGUUCAGCGUGCCCACGGACCUGAAGUACUCCCAGUUCCUCAUGCACUCCGUGGAGAGCUUGGACAGCGACGUGCUUGCCGAGAUCCAAUGUGCCCUUCGCAUCGUCCCGAAGAAGAGAGGCAAACCGGCGGUUGACCUGCUGAAGCUCCCCACCACGGUGCCUUCGUUCCGGGAAGACGCGGGCCGGAUCAAAGUCGCGUCGGUUCUGCGGGCUUUUGCCUGUUGGAAGCCAGAUGUCGGCUAUCAGCCCGAGCUCGCGCUGCUGGCUGCGCACAUCAUGGCUGUGGCUGGAAAUGAGCGCGUGACCUUUCAGGCGUUGGCUACCACCUACAGGAAGUACCAUCUGCAAGACUACUUCGAGGGCGCGGACACACAGGAAGCAAUCGUGGGCGAUGCGGAGAAGAUUUGGGCCGCGGCACGAUUGUAUUUUCCUGACUUAGCCCAUGCAUUCAGCCGCUUCGGCAAGAAGAAGCUCUUUCUCUCUGUGGUUUCGUCGCUCUUGUCGAAGUUGCUGACUCAGACCUACCGUCCAGAUCUGCAGCCCUUCGAGCAUCACGUUCGACUGCUGCACAACUUCCUGCUUCCGGUCGGGGACUACGACCCCGAAGAUCCUCGAGCACAGCUUCGCCGACUGGUGCUGGUCAUCAUGGCAAGGCAUGAGGAGUCCUUUCUGCAGAGCAGUGAAGCCGAGAUCAAGGACGUGAUCCGGGAUGUGGUGCCUCGCGUGGACAGCGUCUUGAUCGAGAUGCUGAACGCCAACCACCCGAUGCCCGACAUCCCCUCAGGUCCCUUGUGGCCCUCCCUACUCCUCACCGGAUUGGGGGCCGUCCUCGCCUACGACAUGGCAAGCCCCUGGGGCAUGGCGGCCCAGGUCACGUGGACCACGGGCGCGGCGGUCUCCGGCUUCGUCUACGGGGCCUUGCAGUCGGCGCAGGUGAGCGUGGAGGCGGCGGUGCUCGCGAACCGGGCCUUCAUGCUUCAGGGCGACAAGGCGGAGGUGUCAGAGGAUGAGUCGGACUAG